Sitophilus oryzae (rice weevil) is the source of this 4044-nucleotide messenger RNA. Its product is annotated as endoplasmic reticulum aminopeptidase 2-like. Gene Ontology annotation, cellular component: cytoplasm. The transcript is spliced from 15 exons. The record is from RefSeq and is a predicted model, not a curated record. Gene Ontology annotation, biological process: peptide catabolic process; proteolysis. Gene Ontology annotation, molecular function: metalloaminopeptidase activity; zinc ion binding; peptide binding. Bases 430 to 3513 code for a protein of 1027 amino acids. Lineage: Eukaryota; Metazoa; Arthropoda; Insecta; Coleoptera; Curculionidae.
CUGAUGGGGGAAAGCCAACAUCAAUCCUGCCGGCGAGCGGUUUUAGGGGUAGACUGCUUGUCGCUUAAUGGAAAAUCAAUAUUUUAUCACGUUUUGAACCCCCCAUGUGAUCGAGGGCAACAUUCGACCAUUUACCCAACCUUAGGGCACUGAAUUUCGCGUGUCACAUUGUGCGUGAACGUUAUUCAAACACGACUUCGUCCGAAAACCGCUCAACAGUGAUACUGUGCUAAGUGUAUAUCGAAACUCAUCAACAGGUAGAGCCCAGCAUGCCUUGUUCUCAACCAUUAUUUUUUUAUCGAGUCGUAGCUUUACUGUAGACUAAUUAACGUUGUUUAUAUGACAAAAAUCAAGGCGACAUAGUUUCGUAGAUCCUUCCUAGUUGCUAAAUGUAGUGAUGGUUCGUUGAGUUCAGUAUUUGUCAGUAAAAUGCAAUCAAAUUCUGGCCCUUCGAGCCGGGACAUCAUACGGCUCGAACCUUUAGGAAAAUUUAAACAAACUCAAAACGGCAAUGUCCUUAAGCAAGGUACAGGUACAAAUCAUGCUCAAAUCACCCACUCCAUCUGUCAAUCAUCACCCCUCAUUCAUAACCCCUGUGACACAGGCGGCGGUGUUGCAGGAACGGACAGCCCCACUGGUCAGCCCCAGAAGAAGAGCCUCUAUGAGAAUAACGGGGUGGCUGCAUGCAGCCACAACAGGGCGCUCUGCAUCGCCACCAUUGUCUUCGCUCUACUCUUUACCAUUGCCAUCAUCAUCGCUUUUACAGGUCCCCAGAGUGCUUUAUUUACAGACUGCACAUGUGCGGGUGAAAAACCUCCGAACUAUGUGGACGAAGGUACAAACAUGACACGAACUUUUAUUCCAAAGGCCACCAACGGCCAAAUAUUCCCGUGGAACAAUAUUCGUCUUCCUACCACCUUGAAGCCAUCUAGAUAUAAUUUAACCAUCCACCCUAAUCUGACCACUUUGGAAGUGAGAGGACAAGUAUACAUUGAGUUCCAUUGUGAGAAAGACACCCAUUUCAUUGUUCUUCACAGUCAGAACUUGACUAUCUUAGAUAAAUUAGUUCAGGAUAAGAGAGGUCAUAACUUGACCAUAGUUAAAAUACUUGAGUAUACCGGAGGGCAGCAGUUGUAUAUAGAGACUAGAGAGAAAUUCAAGAAGCGCCAUAAUUAUACGUUAACAAUUAGGUUUAAUACAAGACUAAGCAAAGAAUCGUAUGGAUUUUAUAUAUCAAGCUACGUUAGUAGUGACGGUGAUCGAAGGUAUCUGGCAACCACAAAUUUUGAACCAAAAUACGCUCGAACUGCUUUCCCAUGUUUCGACGAGCCACACUUCAAAGCAAAAUUCAAACUAACUAUUUUUAGAGACAGAUUUCAUAUUGCCCUUUUCAAUACGCCAGUGGUGAACACAGAUGACCUAGGAUUUUACAUGGGCACUGGCCUGUUACGCGAUGACUUCCAAGAAACCUUAGAGAUGAGCACUUAUCUUGUAGCCUUCAUCGUAUGUGAUUAUACAAAUUUAAGGAAAGAAACUGAAAGAGGGCUGUCUGUAUCAGUUUAUACACCCCCGCCGUCAAAAAAUCAAACGUAUAUAGCUUUGAACACGGCCACUCAUAUCCUGGACUUUUUCGAAGAGUUUUUUGGCAUACCAUAUCCUCUACCAAAAUUAGAUUUGGUGUCUAUUCCAAAUUUUAUUGAAGACGCAGCUGAAAACUGGGGUUUAAUAACAUUCAGAGAUAUUAUUUCUUAUGAUUCCAAACAAUCUUCCACGUCUGCAGAACAAUGGAUAGUUAAAACAAUAACCAGAGAAAUUGUUCAACAAUGGUUUGGUAACUUGGUGUCGAUGAAAUGGUGGGACAAUUUGUGGUUAUUCCAUGGCUUUGCAACGUAUCUAGAAUAUUUGGGAGUGGAUAGUUAUUAUCCCAACUGGAGAAUGAUGGAUCAAUUUAUAAUAGACAAGACUCAACCAGCGAUGGCUCUAGAUGCUCUAGUGAGCAGUCAUUCUAUAAAUAUUCUUGUACAAAAUCCUUCCGAUAUUGAUAAUAUUUUUGAUACUAUUUCUUACAGCAAGGGCGCUGCAAUUAUACACAUGCUAUGCAACUUUUUACAUGAAGAAGUUUUACAAAACGGCCUUAAUGAUUAUCUUACAACGUACAAGUAUUCAACCAGCGAUGCCAAAGAUAUUUGGAACAUUUUUACAAGAAACACUAACCAAUCUUUGGACGUCAAAACUGUCAUGGAAACGUGGACACAUCAGAUGGGUUUUCCAUUAAUAUCAAUAUCCAAAGAGGGUAACGAAAUUUUAGCCAGUCAAACUCGUUUUUUAUUAACAGCCGACAGUGGUAAUGCUACUCACUUGCAACCAAAAUCAAAAUACGACUAUAAAUGGUAUGUCCCCCUUACUUACAUUACCAGUAACGAUAGUGAGGUGGUCAACAGUGUUUGGCUGAAUAUGACCGAUGUGAGAUUUGAAGUUGAUCCAGAUAUUAAAUGGAUCAAAGCUAACGUUAAUCAAAGUGGUUUUUAUAGAGUGACCUAUGACGAAGACAUGUGGCAAUCUUUAAUACAAAUUUUAAAGAAAAAUCACACUAUCUUCAGCACAGCAGACCGGGCUAGUCUUAUUGAUGAUGCCUUUACAUUAUGCAGGGCUGGUUUACUAAAAGCAACAAUUCCUUUGGAACUCUCCUUGUACCUUGUUAAAGAAAGAGAUUACGUGCCGUGGGCCACUGCCAUUGAACACUUCCAAAAUUGGGCAAGGAGAAUGUCAGAAUCACUUCCAUAUAAACUCUUCCUUAAGUAUAUGAGAUAUCUGCUCAAGCCUAUUACACAAUACGUAGGAUGGAAAAGCUCGGGAUCUCAUAUAAAUCAGCUUAUUCGUUCCAAGGUUUUAUCUGCUGCUGUCCUAUGUGAACUAAACGAAACAGUAACUCAAGCGAAGGUGCUGUUCCAGAAAUGGAUGACCCAUAACGAAACGAUAGAUCCAAAUUUAAGAGAAGUAGUUUAUUCUUCGGGUAUAAAAUUCGGCGGUAUGGCGGAAUGGCAAUUUUGUUGGAAUACCUACAACAGCACAAAUAUCCCUAGCGAGAGAAGACUGCUUUUAAAAGCUCUGGGUCAGCCUAGAGGGGAUCCAUGGUUAUUGCAAAGAUACUUGAUUGAAACUCUAGACAGAAACACCAUACGUCCAGAAGAUGUUACUAUAGUGCUGGAAGUUGUGGCAGCAAAUCCAGAAGGAAAGCUCUUAGCCUGGAGGCAUUUGAAAGCCUAUUGGCCGACAAUGCACUCUUUAUUUGGUAACUCUACCUCCAUGAUGGGUAGUCUCAUAUCAGCUGUAACCGCACAUUUAUCUACUCCUUAUGAUUAUUACGAAGUUACCACUUAUUUUACUGGAAUGAACGUAGGAUCCGCGUCAAGAGCUCUACAGCAAAGCCUGGAAAUUAUCCAAUUGAACAUUAACUGGCUCAACAAAAACAAAGAAGAUAUUUAUACUUGGUUACGUAAAAACUUAAAUUAAAUCUGUUCAUUUUUGGACUAGUUUGACCCAUCGGGCUUCAAUUCUAACGCAAGAUUUCAAAAGAUGACCUGUAAAUCCUUGCAACUCUCCCUAAAAUAUCAAUUAAAGAAUGCCAGAUGUGUCAAACUAGUCCCUUUUCAUUGUGAUGUAUUUAUUUGAUUUUUUUUUUGUUUGUGAUCUUAUAUUAAUUGAUAUUUUUCUAUUUUUAUAAAUGUAUAUAAGGAACAAAAAUAUAGAUGUGCUAUUUAGUAUGAGAUGAGUUGUCAGUGUUAAUAUUAAAUGUGAAUUAAAUAUUAUUUUUAUACUAGAUAAAAAUUUUUCGAAAAUUUGCCUUCAGGUGACUGAUGUAUUAUAUUAUUUUUUUAUUAAUCUUAACUCAAAGCGCAUCAAAAGAACUACUGGACUAAAAUAGAUAAUAUGUUUUAUCUAUAUUUUACCAUAUACUAUACGUAAAAUAAUCAUUAUUUACCGUUCUUAUACAUUACUGCAUAUUUUAUGAAACUAAAUAUAUUUUCCAGUUCCUACAAAAAA